Quercus robur (English oak) is the source of this 962-nucleotide messenger RNA. RefSeq lists its product as uncharacterized. Lineage: Eukaryota; Viridiplantae; Streptophyta; Magnoliopsida; Fagales; Fagaceae. The transcript is spliced from 6 exons. Bases 159 to 794 code for a protein of 211 amino acids. The record is from RefSeq and is a predicted model, not a curated record.
CCUUGGGUGGCCUCACUACUCCAAACAAAUGAUAUUUUUUGACAAGUAAGCCUGCCUGUUACCUCUCAUUUGCAAGAACUCAACUCAUUUUAUCCAUUAACGGUCGCCCCUCCUGUAUAGCUCCCGCUACUGCCAACCAACCAAAAUACACAGCAGGAAUGGCUAGUCUUCCCCAUGGAAAUAUGAAUUGCAGCAUUUUAUGCAAUAGAGAAGCGGUUUCCUUCGUGGGUUUGCCUGCUCUUCCAUAUUUGCGGCCAAGGGCGAGAGCUUUUGAAGGUUUGGUUAGAGGAAGACUUAAUCAAAGCUUAUAUAGAAAGGAAACUUCUCUUUUUCUUGGAAAAGGAUCCAACCACAUGUUGUCAAAGAAAUUGAUCUUUUCCAUCCCUAGAAGGAGCACUGCUUCAAACUCCAGUGGUAAUGGCAAUGACUCCACUGAUCAGGCCAAGCAGAAACCUUUUGGUUACACGAGGAAGGAUGUUUUACUGAUAGGAGUUGGAGUUACUGUCAUUGGCGUUGGCUUGAAAACUGGAUUGGAGUUUGUAGGUGUUGAUCCUCUACAAGCUGGAAAUGUAGUUCAGCUGGUACUGGUUUUGGGUCUAACAGUUGGUUGGAUCUCAACAUAUAUAUUUAGAGUUUCAAACAAAGAAAUGACAUAUGCUCAACAAUUACGAGACUAUGAAAACAAAGUCAUGGAGAAGCGGCUAGAGGGCCUGACAGAAGCAGAGCUGGAAGCAUUGCUUGAACAAGUUGAGGAAGAGAAGAGACGCGUAGCUAGUGGUGACCAGGUUAAUUAAGUACCUUGUCAUCAAUAGCCUUAAAAACAUUACAACACUAAUUGAUAUACAACUCUCUAUGUAUAUACAGUAGGUUAGUUCACAGAAAAUUUUUGUGAAGUUGGCCUUAUUUGUACUUACGGAAAGGCAGCAAGAUGAUAAUGCAAAAAUCAUGUUUACUAUUGCAAA